GUAAUACACUUAUUACUCUUCAUGGUUUCAAUUGUUACAUGUACCAAUUACGGUACAGUGAAAUUUGAGUUACCAAAUUUGAGCUGUGUUCCUCCAGAUUAAGAUUCCAGCCUCUGCAGUCUCGUAUGUGUUAAUUUAUGUUGAUCUUUUUGUGUCUGUGAAAUCUGCAGGAUUGAGCGGGGAGUGUAAGACUUGUGAAGAACAGUCAGUGGAUCUUCCAUCGAGAGGUUUCUUUCAAGGGGCCGCACAGUUGGUCUUGACUCCAAUGGACAUCAGAGAGGUUCCCUAGACCGGUGGAAUGGAGAUACAUCCCUUGAACAACGAGGUCUAUCCCCUCAACACGGAGGAGCCAACGGAAGAGCCCGCCAAGGAAGCGGCGGAUUACAACGGGUUUAUGAUCCGGAGUCCCAGAUCCACCGAAAACGUCCUGACAGAGGAUCUCGAUGGACCGUCCAAACUUCAGGACUGGGCUUCCUUCAGCGAAUCCACCGGUGACGGCAAGGGAUGGGACGAGGCUCCAGCCCAGCACCCAGAGAUGGACAAUACCUUCCCUGUAAAUCGAGAGAUUUGGCGCAGAAAUGCAGACUUCAUUCUAUCGAUCAUUGGAUAUGCGGUUGACCUCGGCAAUGUGUGGAGAUUCCCCUACAUCUGCUAUCAGAACGGAGGCGGGGCCUUUCUACUGCCCUACAUUGUGAUGGCAAUAUUUGGUGGCAUCCCUCUCUUUUACAUGGAAUUGGCACUGGGGCAGUACCACAGGACCGGAGCCAUCUCCAUCUGGGCAAAGAUAUGCCCACUCUUCAAAGGAAUUGGAUAUGCAAUCUGUAUAAUAGAUCUGUAUAUGUCCUUUUACUAUAACACCAUUAUCUCCUGGGCUCUGUUCUAUCUCUACUCAUCGUUUAAUUCCGUGCCUCCCUGGACCUCCUGUGACAACAAGUGGAACACCCCCAACUGUACCAACUACUUCCUCAAGGAUAACGCCACCUGGACUGAGUUCUCCGUCUCACCGGCUGAGGAAUUUUAUGUUCGCCAAGUGCUUAUGCUUCAUAAAUCGAAUGGUUUGGGUGAUGUUGGCGGUAUCAACGGGCACCUUUUCAUUUGUCUGCUCAUAAUAUUUACUGUGGUGUACUUCAGUAUUUGGAAGGGCAUACGGACCUCUGGAAAGGUGGUGUGGGUGACGGCCACUCUGCCCUAUUUCGUGCUGUUCAUCCUCCUGAUCCGUGGGGCCACACUGCCAGGGUCUUGGAAAGGAAUCGUCUUCUACCUGCAUCCGCAGUGGGGAAAAAUCUUCACCCUGCAGGUGUGGAUUGAAGCAGCUAUGCAGAUUUUCUUCUCGCUGGGCCCUGGGUUUGGUGUCCUGAUGGCACUUGCCAGCUACAACAAAUUCAACAACAACUGCUUCAGGGAUGCAAUGAUCGGCAGCACUGUGAAUUGUUUGACCAGUAUCUUCGCUGGCUUUGUUAUAUUCACCAUCCUGGGCUACAUGGCGAAGAAGAGAAACGAAGAUGUUUCAGAAGUGGCCAAAGAUAUGGGACCGAGUCUUCUCUUCGUCACCUAUGCAGAGGCAUUGGCCAACAUGCCCGCAGCCUCCUUCCUCUCUGCCAUCUUCUUCCUCAUGGUCGUCACUCUGGGUCUGGACACCACGUUUGCAGGUCUGGAAGGUGUGAUCACCGCAGUAGUGGAUGAAUAUCCGCACUUACUGAGAAAACGGCGAGAGUGGGUUGUGCUGGUACUGAUCAUAAUCUGCACUCUGGGAUCGAUGAGCACCCUCACGUAUGGUGGAGCAUACGUGGUGACAUUAUUUGAACUAUAUGCCACAGGAACCGCUAUUAUUGUUGUGGUGUUUCUGGAGACCGUUGCUGUGUGUUGGCUUUACGGUAUGAAACAAUUAUGCGCAGAUAUUUGGGAAAUGAUUGGGACCGUUCCUGGGAAGUUCUGGCAGACAUGCUGGGCCAUUAUUAGUCCAAUUUUUCUUCUGUUCAUCAUUAUCUGUUUUCUGACACUUCCGAUGAAAAUUAAACUCUUUAAUUACACCUACCCUCACUGGUCUAAAGUGUUGGGCGAUUUCUUGGGCCUGUCCUCAGUUAUCUGGGUUCCAAUCUAUAUGAUAUACAAAAUCAUCAUUACACCUGGAACGCUUCAAGAGAGAAUCGCGAAAAGCAUAAUUCCUGAGAGGAAUGUAAUCGUAUCCUCUAUAGAUUUGGAUUACUGGAAUGCUUCUUAAUCAACAAUUAUUGGUGUGCUUUCCUUCUUGGACUAACUGUUCCGAUCAGCAAGAGGUAUUACAAGGUCAAAGAACCAAACCCAGAGUAACAGCAUGUCUCCAGAGAGCGCCUCUAACAGUAACUUUAGAGAUAUUAGUAUUUCCCUCAAAAUAUGUUUAAAUUGUCUUUUAGUUGGACUGGGACAUUUUUAAUGUUGAAAUAAGAGUUAGACAUUCCAAUUUCUAUUUACUGCCCACAGGGUGUUGUCGUACAUCUUGAUAACAAAUACCAUGUGACUGUUGCUAUGUUCUAUAAUGUAGCUUGUGUAUUUUAAUUGAGGAAUUGCUGCCUCACAGUAGAGUUGCUGCCUCAUAGCGUCAGAAACCUGGGUUCGAACAUGACGGCGGGUAAGGCGUUUGUACGUUCUCCCCGUGACCUCCGGGAUCUUCGGUUUACUCCCAUACUCCAAAGACGUCCAAGUCUGUAGGUUAAUUGGCUUUGGUAAAAUUGUAAAUUGUCCCUCGUGUGUGUGUGUGUAGGAUAGUGUUAGUGUACGGGGUGAUCACUGGUCAGCAUGGACUCUAUGGGCCGAAGGACCUGUUUCCUCGCUGUAUCUAAAAAACUAAAAUAAGUUAUAUUUAUAGGUGGACAACUUAUUACUGAAAUACAAGAUUUUCUUUCAUGACCAGUUUUGCAAAGCACCAUAUCAAGGUUCAUUAUGAAUUUGCAUUAAAUGCAAACUGGAUUUUUGUUGGAUUGCAAUGGCUACUGGAGGUUAUGCCUUAAAAAUUUGCUCAAAAUUGUAUAUUAUUAAUUUUUAACCUGUGUAUUCACAAUGCUGUUACAUUUGAUGUUACAAUUCACAUCAUUGUUUUUGAUGCCUUAUUUCUUAAAGUUUUCUAAACUGUUAAGAAGAAUUCAUAGUCACUCAAAUAAAAUUAGCUGCAAUAGAU
Molecule: messenger RNA, 3154 nt
Organism: Leucoraja erinaceus (little skate)
Lineage: Eukaryota; Metazoa; Chordata; Chondrichthyes; Rajiformes; Rajidae
Product: sodium-dependent serotonin transporter-like
Exons: 13
Coding region: 299-2221 (640 amino acids)
Biological process (GO): sodium ion transmembrane transport; serotonin uptake
Cellular component (GO): neuron projection; membrane
Molecular function (GO): serotonin binding; serotonin:sodium:chloride symporter activity
Source: RefSeq, a predicted model, not a curated record